Molecule: messenger RNA, 2986 nt
Organism: Homalodisca vitripennis (glassy-winged sharpshooter)
Lineage: Eukaryota; Metazoa; Arthropoda; Insecta; Hemiptera; Cicadellidae
Gene: ArfGAP1
Product: ADP-ribosylation factor GTPase-activating protein 1
Exons: 10
Coding region: 180-1334 (384 amino acids)
Biological process (GO): regulation of endocytosis; regulation of ARF protein signal transduction
Cellular component (GO): Golgi membrane
Molecular function (GO): GTPase activator activity
Source: RefSeq, a predicted model, not a curated record
UGUUUGUUGACUAUUCUGCCAAAGCGAACAGACGACUCGUUGGCUUGAGUUUUAGGUUAUAAUACACAUUUUUAACAUAUUUUUUGUUCGUAUAUAUAUUAUUUUAGAAUAUUUGUAAAAAAGUAGAGUGUAUUUUGAAGUAAAUUUAAUUCUCAAUUGUUUCAAACCAAUUCGAAAAUAUGGCAAGCCCGCGAACGAGAAGAGUUCUUCAAGAUUUGAUGUCCCAGUUUGAUAACUCUAAAUGUUUUGAAUGUGGAGCUCAUAAUCCACAGUGGGCGUCUGUCACAUAUGGAAUCUGGAUCUGUCUGGAAUGUUCAGGAAAACACAGGGGUCUUGGAGUUCAUUUAUCUUUUGUUAGAUCAAUAAGUAUGGAUAAGUGGAAAGAUAUAGAAUUAGAGAAAAUGAAGGUGGGUGGUAACAGGAGGGCAAGAGAAUUCUUUGAUACGCAAGAUGAUUGGGAUGAUACAGUUCCAAUACAACAACGUUACAAUUCCAAAGCUGCAGCUUUAUAUAGGGACAAGAUUGCUACGUUAGCACAAGGAAAGAACUGGAAUCAAGCAACAGCUCAAGCACAAGUUUACAACUCCUCAAUGGCCAGCUCUAGGCAACAAUCACAAAGAAGUGUCUCACCCCAGUACGAUGACAACUCUUACAACAGUAACAGCUAUCAGAACAUGGGCUCACAGAAUUUUAAGGAUGAGACGGAGGCUUUCUUCAACCGAAAACAGAAUGAAAAUGCUUCCAGGCCAGAUGAUGUGCCGCCAAACCAAGGCGGAAAAUAUUCUGGUUUUGGCUACACAAUGGAACCCCCGCCAAAGAGUCAGUCACAGGAGUUCUUUGAUACUGCAGUAUCCUCUUUAGCCAGUGGAUGGUCAAUGUUCUCCACGGGGGCCACCAAGCUUGCCACCAAAGCCACUGAAGGAGCAAUCAAAGUAGGAGGUAUCGCCACACAAAAGGUAGCUGAAAUUGGUGUUAAUGUUAACGAUAAGGUUAAAGAUGGUACAUUGUUGGAUAGUGUAGGAUCACAAGUAUCUAGUUUGGCCAACAAGGUUAGUGAUCUUGGGCGUCGGGGCUGGCAGGAUCUGUCUGGUAGUAACACGCCAGCCUCUCCCCCUGCUCCUUCACAUUCUGUCUCCACUGACCCAUUCUCCAAUGAGAAGUCAUCUCUCUUGGUCGACGGAAACGUAAAACAGAGGAACCAAAACAGCAGUGGAUCCCAAAAUGAAUGGGAUAGUUGGAACAACCCCAAAAAGAGAAAUUCUGGGAACCCAAUAACAAAUGCUGAUUGGAACAACAAAUGGGAGGACGAAGCUUGGGAAAAUCUCAAUAAAUAAUAAAACGUUGUAUAAAAUACAUUUUAAGUAUUUUAGUUUGUAUGACUUUAAAUUGGAUCUAUUUGAAAUAUUUUCUAUAAAUUAAUUAUAUUUUGUAAACCCAAUUUAUUAAUUUAAUUUUCUUUAGAAAUUUCUUAUUUCACUGAUUUAAACAACUAUUUGACAAAAUUGAUCUAUUCAUUUACCCAUUUGGAUCAAUAUAGAACAAUGUUCAGCAAAAUUAUUACUAUACUCAGUUUUGAUUUAUCUCAUUAAUUUUGCCCCCACUAAAAUGUAGUUCUUGAAAUAAAAAAUAAAUAGAUUUUCACAACUAUAAGUAUAGUAAAUUGAUGUAAAUAAUGAGAAAGUGAACUAUUUUGAUAAUUUGACUCAUUUAAACGUUUAUUUAAAGCAGGUCUGAAUUGUAGACGUAACCAUAAGAAUAGCGGUAUUAUUCCUAAUGGUACUGGCUUGUCAGGAAUAAAUCAGAAUUACUUACUUUAACUGUUGUGUAAAAUUAAUGAAUGUGUAUUACUUCAUUAUAAUUAUUAAAUAUAAACUUGAAUCAUACACGUGUGAGUUUAUUCCUAUAUUUUAUGACUCAAAGGUAUAACAUAGUAUACAGAUAGGUGUUAAUUUAUGUAUUGAAUAAUAGCACAAUAUUUAUGUAUAUUAUGAAAAUUUAGCUUUUGAUUUCAAUCAUUAUAUUGCGUUUGUUGCAUUUGGAAAAUGUUUAGUGGGAAAUCACAGAUAAUUUUAUGCAACUGUUAUCAUAACAGUAUUGAACUUGAAGCGCCUUGAGUGAAAAGUUGCAUUCCAUUUUUUUUAUGUUAUUACACUUAAGGUAGGUUUUAAGUAUAUUAUUUUACAUAGUAGAAUAUACUUCACAAACCCAGCUUUAAUUGGGUGAAGCCGACAAUAUUUUUUACAUCUUAUUGGCAACUAAAUACAAGGCUUUUCCUUCUUAAAUAUUCAGUUUGCUAAAUAUAUUUUGUAAUUAAAUAUAAAUGUUAUGAUUGAAUACUCUUAGUUUAAACUUUUCUAGUUAAAAGUCAGCUUUACUGGUUAUCAUUUUUAUUUUCAUACCAAAGGACAUACUUAACCAUAAAACUUAAUUCAAUAUAUUUUUCAGUGAAUUUUAUAUAUUUGCGUUGACCAAAACUCAUGGUCAUUUUAAUGCAGUGGCUCUCAAACAAAAUUGUAAAUACAUUAAGUUAUAUACAAAAUUAUAUAGAUAAGUUGGACCAACUAACCAAUUGCAAAAUGUUAAGCAAAAAGUCAAUACACUUGCAUUUAAUCUUAGUUUUGUUUUUAGUAGAAACAAAAGAAUGUAACACAUCAAGAUUUAUUUAAACUUGCCUUUUCAUUUACAACACUGUUGCCAUUCAUUAUUAAAUAAAGCUUAGUGUGAUUGCCUUUUUUUGUUGAAGAGUGAUAUAAGUUAAAGAUUUGAGUAAUUCCAUUAUGUUUUAAUAUUUUUUUUUAAAGUGGCUGUAAAUCAACUUUAUCUAUUUUUUACCAAACAUUAUAAUAAAUGUAUAUAUCUUAUCUUAUACGGAAAUAUACUCAUUAAACAUUGAGAAUGUAGUUCAGCCUGAUUUAUUGUUGUUGUACUUAUUUGGCAUUGUUACUCAUCAAUAUUGUUGAAUAAAGUUAAUUUGUCAGCAUUAUAA